AUGGCUCGCCAAAUGUUCGCGGAGCAGGGCGGCCAGUUUGCCGAUGCACAGGUCGGCGCCCUGCUUUCCUCCUUGAACAUUGAUCCCACCACCCUGCCCCCCUCCCUGGGUCAAGCCAGCUGGGACAACAUCUACUCUGGUGCCGCUGGGCCUCAGGCGGGCUUGACAGACCAUGCCGCCAACCAAGCCAUGAUGCAUGGGCAGCAGCCCGGUGCCUGGGUGGACGACUUUGCGCGGCUGCAGGUCGCGGACGGCACCCAGUCCGGCGGCUGGGCCGGCGAGUUCUCGGCGCGGCAGGGCGCCGCCCAGCCAGCUGCGGAGGCCUGGGCCGGCGAAUUCGCGGGCGAGGUGCCGGCGUCCGCCUGGGUGGACGACUUCCAGAGCGCCGGGGUGGCGCAGCGGGAGGGCCGGUCCGAGGUGGAAGCUGUGGAGCAGUCGCGCAGGCUGGCCGACACGCUGGCAGCCAACAAGGACCCCAAGUUCCAGAACAGCCAGUUCCUGAAAUUCAUCUCCAAGAUGAGCCGGGGCGAGGUCAUCCUGGAGGGCAACAAGGCCACGGAGGUCACCCCCGCCGCCUCCGAGUGGACGCGGGAGUUCACGGCCGAUGCCGCGGCGCCCUCCGCCGCGCACGGGCCCUCCCCCUGGGGCGAGGAGUUCGCCUUUUUCCAGGCCCGGGCGGCGGGCACGGGGGGCGACUGGGCCGACGCCUUUGCCGAGGGCGUGGCGGGUGAGUGGGCGAGCGAGUUCGCCGGGCCCCAGACCGAGGACUGGCAGGCGGAGUACGACGCCGAGCUGGAGCGCCUGCACGGCGCCCAGGCGCCAUCAGCUCAUGGGGGUUACGUAAUGGCCGAGAACAACCCCUUCCUGAGCGACACCGACUCCAUGGCCAAGGGCUGGGACCUGUUCAAGCGGGGUGUGCUGACGGAGGCGGUGCUGGCGCUGGAGGCCGAGUGCCAGCGCUCGCCCAACAACGCCGAGGCCUGGCGCCUGCUGGGCAACGUCCAGGCCGAGAACGACGACGACCAGCAGGCCAUCGCCGCCAUGAACAGGGCGCUGGCCAUCGACCCCUCCAACCUGGAAACCCUGCUCAGCCUGGGCGUCUCACACACCAACGAGCUGGACUCCAGCGAGGCCCUGCAGUACCUGGGACAGUGGGUGUCGCGCCACCCGACGCACGCCCCCGUCGUCGCCGGCAUCCAGCGGCCCGCGGAUGCCAGCCAGAGCCUGGUCCAUGUGACAUCGCUGCUGGAGGCCGCGCUGGCGGCCAACCCGCGGGACGCCGACCUGCACACCGCGCUGGGCGUGGUCCAUAACCUGGCGAGGCGGUACGACGAGGCGGUACAGGCCUUCCGCCGGGCACUGGAGUUGCGGCCCCAGGACUACUCGCUGUGGAACAAGCUGGGCGCCACGCUGGCCAACAGCAGCCAGAGCCGGGACGCGGUGCCCGCCUACCGCAAGGCGCUGGAGCUGAAGCCCAACUACAUGCGGGCCUGGACCAACAUGGGGAUCAGCUACAGCAACCUGGCCGACUAUGACGCCAGCGCGCGGUACUAUGUCCGCGCGCUGAGCCUGAACUCGCGCGCCGCGGCCGUGUGGUCCUACCUCCGCACCGCACUCAUGUGCGGCGGGCGCACCGACCUGCUCCCCGUGGCACAGGCAGAGGACAUCCAGAGGCUCUCCGCCGAGCUGCCGCUGUGA
Molecule: messenger RNA, 1698 nt
Organism: Auxenochlorella protothecoides
Lineage: Eukaryota; Viridiplantae; Chlorophyta; Trebouxiophyceae; Chlorellales; Chlorellaceae
Product: Peroxisome biogenesis protein 5
Exons: 8
Coding region: 1-1698 (565 amino acids)
Biological process (GO): protein import into peroxisome matrix, docking
Cellular component (GO): cytosol; peroxisomal membrane
Molecular function (GO): protein binding
Source: RefSeq, a predicted model, not a curated record